Messenger RNA from Acipenser ruthenus (sterlet), 1131 nucleotides. RefSeq names its product interleukin-27 subunit beta-like. Bases 122 to 790 code for a protein of 222 amino acids. Gene Ontology annotation, cellular component: membrane; signaling receptor complex; external side of plasma membrane. Gene Ontology annotation, molecular function: cytokine binding; cytokine receptor activity. The transcript has 6 exons. Gene Ontology annotation, biological process: cytokine-mediated signaling pathway. The record is from RefSeq and is a predicted model, not a curated record. NCBI's taxonomy places the organism in Eukaryota, Metazoa, Chordata, Actinopteri, Acipenseriformes, Acipenseridae.
GCCCUGCUUCUCUCUGGCUUCAAAGACACAGCUAGCGAGAGAGCGAGAGAGGAGAGAGCGAGCACACUGACCCGCUGAGGAAACUGAACAGUGCAAGUGAUUGACAGGUGUCCCGUGUAGCAUGCGUUGGUGUGCGGUCGCAGUUCUGCUGAGAGUCGCAGGCUGCAGCCUUGCAGCCCUCCCCCUCGACAACGCCCCCAGUAAGCCACUGGUCCGCUGCUGGUCUCCCAGUUACCCUGAGAAGGUUCUGUGCAGCUGGACGCUGGAGCGAGACACUCACCUGCCUACUGAGGUCACUGCCACCUACAGUCUGGGUUUUAAAGGGAAGGUGCAGCAGUGUGUGAGGGACGCUCUGGACGACUCGCUCUGUGUGAUAGAGGAGCCUGAACUCUACUCAUCUCUCCCCUACUACAUCAACGUGUCAGCGAGCAACACAGCCGGGCAAGCAAGCACCCUGCUGCCAUUCAUCGUGGAGAACAUCGUGAAACCUGACCCACCUGUCAAUGUCAUGGCCACACCCACCCCUGGGCGGAGCCGGCAGCUGUCACUGCAGUGGGCCCCGCCUCCCAGCUGGCCACUCCCCCAGCUCUUCCCUCUCAAGUACCUGGUGCAGUACAGCUGGGGCCAGGACAAGCACAGCCGCACAGUCGGCCCCUAUGAGGAGACCCGCUGCACUCUGAAGGGUCUGCGGCCGCGCUCCUCCUACACCGUCCGCAUCUCCGCGCUGGACUUCAUCGACAACGGAGAGGCCAGCGAGUGGAGCGAGCCAGCCAGCGCCAACACCACCUGACAGCCCACUGAUGCCCACACAGAGUAGUAUUUUGUAUCGUUGCUAGUAAAGAUUCACUCUGAUUAAAUAUAAGUACCCUGUAUAAGUAGGUUUGUAUCAUAGGAAUAUUUCUCCAUUUAUCCACGAGCACAGAGCAGGUCAGUUGCAGUCUUUCAUUAGUGAUCCCUGCUCAUGUUUGUAGAUAGGCAAUGUGUUUGUAUCCUCGUGUAUUAGUCAUGCGCUGUGUUCCUGUGGGUUGAUUUCUGUGAUGCUGCAUAGCUGAUGUGAUCGGGACUCUACAGUGUAAACCACGUGCUGAUCUGCUUUGUAACGCUUCCAUAAUAAAACGUGUUUAACUGACA